GAGUCAACAAACCAGUGACGUCACCUACAGGCGCUCAACGAUUUGAUUGGUGGAGCGUUCCCGGGGUCAAAGUUUAACUUCCGUGUCACGCAGCUAACAUGGCGGAUAAAGAGAAGAAGAAGAAGGAGAGCAUCUUCGACUUGUCCAAAUACAUCGACAAGCCGAUUCGUGUCAAGUUUCAAGGGGGACGCGAGGCCAGCGGGGUCCUGAAAGGGUUCGAUCCCCUGUUGAACCUGGUGCUGGACGGUACAAUCGAGUACAUGCGUGAUCCAGACGACCAGCUGAAGCUGACAGAAGACACCAGACAGCUGGGGCUGGUGGUCUGCAGAGGAACGUCCGUAGUGCUAAUCUGUCCUCAGGAUGGCAUGGAGGCCAUACCCAACCCGUUCAUACAGCAACAGGACGGCUAGCACACACAGCCUGUUACCUGCUGAGUUACAGGCUCACUCACACAAGAUUUUGUUUUAAUCAUAACAGUGAUAAUGCAUACAACAAAGUAAUUUUCUGUUGUUAAAAACAUAAGUUGAUGAGCUGAGGACACUUCACUUUUGUUUCUGUCAGUGGUGUACAAAUGUUCAAAAGAUUUGAGUUGUAAAGAGCCUUCAUGUUUGGGAGGUGUUGACAAGACUGUUUUCUUUUUAUCCAGGAUGAGUUAACUUUUUACUAUUCUUUGUUGUUUUUGAUAAGAAAAUAAAAUGAAAAAAUA
Messenger RNA from Hippoglossus stenolepis (Pacific halibut), 706 nucleotides. RefSeq names its product LSM7 homolog, U6 small nuclear RNA and mRNA degradation associated (gene lsm7). Gene Ontology annotation, molecular function: RNA binding. Gene Ontology annotation, cellular component: U6 snRNP; U12-type spliceosomal complex; Lsm1-7-Pat1 complex. Bases 99 to 410 code for a protein of 103 amino acids. NCBI's taxonomy places the organism in Eukaryota, Metazoa, Chordata, Actinopteri, Pleuronectiformes, Pleuronectidae. The transcript is spliced from 4 exons. Gene Ontology annotation, biological process: nuclear-transcribed mRNA catabolic process; mRNA splicing, via spliceosome. The record is from RefSeq and is a predicted model, not a curated record.